CCGAGUGGGGUGGAGUGGGGAAUCUGGGGAGGGGGCUGGCUGAGAGGGGUCAGGGCAGCUCCAGCCCUUUGUGGCCCCUCCCCUCCCAUGGGGCCAUCCAGUCCCUUCCUUAGGGCUGCUCUUCCUACGGCCUCUGACCCCCCUCCUCCUUCUUAGGCUGCAUUGCCGGGCGCACCCAGUGCCCAGGGAGUCCCUUUCCCAAACCUCUAAGGAGAAGGGGCGUGGGAGGAGGGGAAGAGCAGGGAACUGGAAAGGGUGGUGAGAAAUAAAGACACCAGACAGCGGGACGCGCGCGCACACACCAACAGAGAUUGAGAGACAGAGACAGAGAGACAGACGGAAAUAAAGACAGAGAGUGGGAAGCUGACUAACUCACUGAGUCAGAAACACAAAAAGAGAGAGAGACAGAAAAGGAAAGAGAAAUAGACAGAAAAUUAGACACCAGAGGGAUACAGGAAGAGAGAGAGGCUGAAAGAGAGACGGAGAAAGGAGAGACAAGCCGGGACAGAGCGUGCCAGCUGGCGGGAUGGAGGGUCGCCUGGGGCGGCAGAUGUAGCGGCCCCAGCCCGCUGAGCUGGGUGGGCAGAGAGAAGCCGGAGCCCCGGCGGGGGUGAGGGGCAUGGGAGGGGCAGGCGUGCUUCUACUGCUGCUGGCUGGAGCCGGCGUGGGGGUGGCCUGGAGACCACCAAAGGGAAAGUGUCCUCUGAGCUGCUCCUGCUCCAAGGAUAGUGCCCUGUGUGAGGGCUCUCCGGACCUGCCCGAGAGCUUCUCCCCGACCCUGCUGUCACUGAUGGAAAGGAAAGACAUCCGGGGUUGGGGCGGCAUGCCAGGGUCCCCCAGACAGGAGACGGCUCUGGGGCGGGACCGGAGCGUUGGGGUGACUGUCUCCUCACCCACCACUGCCCACGUCCCCAGCUCACUCGUCAGGACUGGAGUCACCCAGCUGAAGGCCGGCAGCUUCCUGAGGGUGCCCACACUGCACCUGCUCCUCUUCACAUCCAACUCCUUCUCUGUGAUUGAGGACGAUGCAUUCGCGGGCCUGUCCCACCUGCGGUACCUCUUCAUUGAGGACAAUGAGAUUGGCUGCAUCUCUAAGAACGCUCUCAGAGGACUCCGCUCCCUCACACACCUGAGCCUGGCCAAUAAUAAUCUCGAGACCCUCCCCAGAUUCCUGUUCCGAGGCCUGGAGACCCUAACUCACGUGGACCUCCGCGGGAACCCGUUCCAGUGUGACUGCCGUGUCCUCUGGCUCCUGCAGUGGAUGCCCGCCGUGAAUGCCAGCGUGGGGACUGGGGCCUGCGCCGGCCCCACUGCUCUGGCCCACAGGCAGCUCCGCCACCUCGACCCCAAGACGUUCAAGUGCAGAGCCAUAGAGCUGUCCUGGUUCCAGACGGUCGGGGAGUCGGCGCUGGGCGUGGAGUCUUUCUCCUACCAGGGGGAGCCCCACAUCGUCCUGGCGCAGCCCUUCGCGGGCCGCUGCCUGAUCCUCACCUGGGACUACAGCCUGCAGCGCUUCCGGCCUGAGGAAGAGCUGUCCGCGCCCUCGGUGGUGUCCUGCAAGCCCCUGGUGCUGGGCCCGCGCCUCUUCAUGCUGGCCGCCCGCCUGUGGGGGGGCUCGCAGCUGUGGGCCCGGCCCAGCCCCGGCCUGCGCCUGGCGCCCACGCAGGCCCUGGCCCCGCGGCGGUUGCUGCGGCCCAACGACGCCGAGCUCCUGUGGCUGGACGGGCGGCCCUGCUUCGUGGUGGCCGACGCCUCCAAGGCGGGCAGCACCACGCUGCUGUGCCAGGACGGGCCCGGCUUCUACCCCCGCCAGAGCCUGCACGCCUGGCACCGGGACACGGACGCCGAGGCCCUGGAGCUGGACGGCCGGCCCCAUCUGCUGCUGGCCUCCGCCUCCCAGCGGCCCGUGCUCUUCCACUGGCUCGGGGGCCGCUUCGAGAGGCGCACGGACAUCCCCGAGGCCGAGGACGUCUACGCCACACGCCAUUUCCAGGCUGGUGGGGACGUGUUCCUGUGCCUGACGCGCUACAUCGGGGACUCCAUGGUCAUGCGCUGGGAUGGCUCCAUGUUCCGCCUCCUGCAGCAGCUUCCCUCACGUGGUGCCCACGUCUUUCAGCCCCUGCUCAUCGCCAGGGACCAGCUGGCCAUCCUGGGCAGUGACUUCGCCUUCAGCCAGGUCUUCCGCCUUGAGCCUGACAAGGGGCUCCUGGAGCCUCUGCAGGAGCUGGGACCCCCAGCCCUGGUGGCCCCUCGUGCCUUUGCCCCCAUCACCUUGGCCGGCAGACGCUUCCUCUUCGCUGCUUGCUUCAAGGGCCCCACACAGAUCUACCAGCAUCACGAGUUAGACCUCAGUGCCUGAGACCCCCUGGGACCUUGGCUAUGGCUUGGAGGGAAGGGGGCAGUGGCCCGGGGAGGCCCAGGCCACUGGACACCCACUUGACUGGGCUCCUGGCCCUCCUCGGGCUGAUGGUCCCUGUGAGGUACUGACCACAGGCCAAGCUCAAGGCAAGAGCUGUCCUUCAAGUCGUAAGGAACAUCUCGGCUCUGGGCACAUGCCCCGACUAAGGAUGACUUGGGGGCUCGGGCUGGGGCACUUGCAAGGAGCCGGGAUACAGAAGUCAUGAUGGGGGUAAUGUGCAGAACUCCGUGAGGUCUGGAAGUGCCCCCCUCAACCCACUCCCACCCGUCCUGCUCCCUGUGAAAGUACUGAGGGAGAGAUAGCUACCCCUUCCCUCUAAACUCCAUCCGGCCAAUCGCUUUUAGCGCCCGCCCCCGUGACGUCACCAGUCGCUGGGCCGGCCUCACUGCCGGGCUUGCUAACUUCCUCUGCUGCUUGUGCGCAUGCUUGCUGCCGAGGCGGAAGCCCAGCGUGUUGGCCCUCUUGCGCGUGCGCGGGAAACAGGUGGGCAAGCGGGAGCUGUUGCGGGGAGCCCUGGCUACGCGUCUCCAAUGAGGGACAGGGGAGAGGACAGAAAGUGUAUGAGCUCAAUAAACGCGCUGUGCACCUGCCCCGCUCGCUGUUGUGGGAUCUUUGGGAGAGGGUGUUUCAUGAGUGACAUGGGGGGAGGAGUGGUGUCCCAGGAGCAGUAUUAUGGGGAGGUGCAUUUUGGCUGCCCUGGUGCGCUUUCGCUUGACCCAUGAGUGUGGGCUCAUGGAUUGGGGGGGCUCAUGGGAUGUUCGAGGGAUAUAAAGGCAUUAUUAGGGGACAAGUCGCUGGUUUAUUGUGGGCCUCUUCUUGGGGUCAUGUCUCGGAGCAUUGUAGGAGAUCGUUUUGGGUGUUUUAAAGGGUUUUAGGCAUUUUACGGGGUGGCCCUUGGCAUUUUGGAGCUCUUACAGGGUAUUGGGGAGUCUCAAUGGAGUUUGAGGCUCCUUGGAGAUUCUCACACCAUGUGGCCACUCUAUAUUAUUAGGAGUGUCGUGCGGAAUUAUUUGAAGGUCUCACAAGGACAGUUGGGUAUUAGGAAGGGUUUUCUAUAAUAAAGUGGGGUCUCGGGUAAGUGGGAGAGUCAUGGGGUCUUACUAUUAAAAUCAUAAUCUAUCUGACUACUCAUAUCAUGGUAGGAAGAUCCAUGUCCUUGCUUUCCUGGGAUGGUCUCAGUGUCCCCUCGAAUGUCCCAGCAUUCCAUCUCGUUAGAGCUCUCUUUCACUCCCCAAAGUGUCCACCAUUUGGCUACUAGAAAAUUUUAAAUUGCACUUGUGGGUUCCCUAGCCUUGGAGGCAGAGGGCGGACCUCAGGCCACCCAGCAGGCCUUGGGCUUUUCCCAACAAAGAGAUUCAACUGCCGGCUUCUGUAUCAGCUGCCAGUGUGUAUCCACCUUCUCCUAGUCCUCAAAAGCCCACCCCGAUGUACACAUAGGGAGUCUUGAGGCUACUUGGGCUAAU
Messenger RNA from Mirounga angustirostris (Northern elephant seal), 3882 nucleotides. RefSeq names its product leucine rich repeat LGI family member 4 (gene LGI4). NCBI's taxonomy places the organism in Eukaryota, Metazoa, Chordata, Mammalia, Carnivora, Phocidae. The transcript is spliced from 9 exons. Gene Ontology annotation, biological process: neuron maturation; myelination in peripheral nervous system. Gene Ontology annotation, molecular function: protein binding. The coding region runs from base 620 to 2359 and encodes 579 amino acids. The record is from RefSeq and is a predicted model, not a curated record.